AGGAGAGGGCAGUAGCAUGAGCUCUGGACUCAUGAGGGUCCUGUGGGUCCAACAGCUUCCUUGUGCCUGACCCAAAUGGCUCACUUCCACUGAAUGAUCCAGGAAGACUUAGGUCACAAAGGACAGUGUCAGAGACCAUGGGAUCAUUUGAUGUCACAGUCCAAAGGUUCUAUCACCAUUUCUAUUCAGAAGUAUACUAAGUGCUGUCUUACUAAACAGGGGAUUAGUCCAUCACUCCAAACUGCAUGGCUUUGCUUCAGAACUGCCAACUCUCCCCUGUUCAUCCCAGUGCAAAUCGUCAGCCCAAGGUCUCUACAAGGGAUACCUCAAGCACCACAGGUCACUACUGUCCUGACUUCUUUCCAAGAUUGCAUCUAACCCCAAGGCAUUCUCCUGCACUCACCUCUAGAAAAAGCUGGUCAGAAUGACACUUCUCAGUAUGAGGUAUAUCAAGUUGGGUCCAUGAGGAGGUAUGCCAGACUCUGUGCUUCUCUUUGAUGUGUGCAGGAGGACAGAAAUCCCUCAAGCAUCAAAAGGCAGAAUCAUGACAAGCAACUUUUCCCAAGCAACCCUGCAGCUCUGCUAUGAGAAUGUGAAUGCUUCCUGCAUUAAAACCCCCUAUUCACCAGGGCUCCGGGUCCUCCUGUACAUGGUCUUUGGCUUUGGGGCUGUGCUGGCAGUGUGUGGGAACCUCCUGGUGGUGAUUUCAGUCCUCCAUUUCAAGCAGCUGCACUCUCCUGCCAAUUUCCUCAUCGCCUCCCUGGCCAGUGCUGACUUCUUGGUGGGCAUCUCUGUGAUGCCCUUCAGCAUGGUCAGGUCCAUCGAGAGCUGCUGGUACUUUGGAGACACAUUUUGUAGCCUUCACAGCUGCUGUGAUGCAGCAUUUUGCUACUCUUCUCUUUUCCACCUCUGUUUCAUCUCUGUGGACAGGUACAUCGCUGUCACGGAACCUCUGGUCUAUCCCACCAAGUUCACAAUGUCUGUGUCUGGAAUUUGCAUCAGCAUCUCCUGGAUUCUGCCCCUUGUGUACAGCAGCGCAGUAUUCUACACAGGCAUCAGUGCUACGGGGAUUGAAAACCUAGUAAGUGCUCUCAACUGUGUAGGAGGCUGCCAAGUUGCGAUCAAUCAAGACUGGGUUUUGAUAAGUUUUCUCUUAUUCUUCAUACCUACCCUUGUUAUGAUCAUCCUCUACAGCAAAAUAUUUUUAGUAGCCAAACAGCAAGCUGUAAAAAUUGAAACUUCUAUAAGUGGAAGCAAAGGAGAAUCGUCCUUAGAGAGUCACAAAGCCAGGGUGGCCAAGAGAGAGAGGAAGGCUGCCAAAACCUUGGGGGUCACUGUCAUGGCAUUUAUGGUCUCAUGGCUACCAUAUACAAUUGACACCUUGAUUGAUGCUUUCAUGGGCUUCAUCACUCCUGCCUAUGUCUAUGAAAUUUGUGGCUGGAUCGCUUAUUAUAACUCAGCCAUGAACCCUUUGAUUUAUGCUUUCUUUUACCCUUGGUUUAGGAAAGCCAUAAAGCUCAUUUUAAGUGGGAAAAUUUUAAAGGGUCAUUCAUCAACUACUAGUUUGUUUUCAGAAUAAGCAUUAAUACAAAUUUCACAAAAUACAUUAAGGCAUGAAUCUGUGGAAUGUGACAGUAUUAAUUGUAAGGAAUGGCCCAUCUGAAGCUACAAAAGUACAGCAUUUUUCAAAAAAAAUUAGCCAGGAGGAAAGUCAUACCAGAGUUAAACCAUUAAACUGUCGUUGAGAUGAUUAAUGUACUACAAGACAAAGCAAUGCAUGGCUUUUAUAGUCUUCAAUAUUUUUUGAACGUUUAUUUCCAAUGUCUAAUACGUUGAAUUUUUUUUAAAGAUUCAUUUAUUUUAUGUAUGUGAGUACAUUGUCACUUUCUUCAGACUCACCAGAAGAGAGCAUUGGUUCUCAUUAGAGAUGGUUGUGAGCUGGGAUUUGAACUCAGGAACUCUGGAAGAGCAGUCAGUGUUCUUAACCACUGAGCCAUCUCUCCAGCCACAGGGCAUUGAAUUUUAGAUCUAAUUCUUGGCUGGAAAAUCUCUAAGGUAAUGAUCUUCCUUCCUAUCCUGUCUGCAGUGAGGCAUUAGGUUUCUAUAGUUGUCAGAACAAAAUACCAUAAACUUACACACACAGAAUUUGCUGUUACAUAGCAAUGCAAUGUCUCAAGGCUGAUAGCUGCAGAGCUCAAGGUCAAGCCUUGGAAGAGCUGAUUUCUUCUGAGGGCGUCUACACUCAGCUUGCAGAUGUCUCUUGCUCCUUGUCUGUGUCCUUCCUUCUUCUACACACUGGAUCAAGGUGUAUCCUUAUUGCCCACUUGACUGUAUUGCCUCUUAAAAAUGGAGUGACAAGAGUUAGAACUUCAUCUUUAAACUAAUCUGGAAGCAGCCCUUGCAGGCACAUCUACCCAUGAUGACAUGGUAGAGGGAGGGCCAACCUUCUAACUGUUCUCCUAUGACAAGUCCUCCAUCUUCCCACAAUGUUUCUCACCUCUUGAGAUAUGCACCAGUGUGGAGUCCUCCCAUGUCCAUUAAGGGGUGUGGCAUAGGAUCUUGGACCAUGCACAAUGUCUUGUGACUGGUAUUCAGAUAUAAACACUGGCAUUUUUGCGAAAGUGGAAAAAGUCUUCCACCAAAAGGAAGAACAAGGGAAGAGAAAACAAGAGGCACACAAUGUAAAUGUUCAGGUGUGGUGCAGAAGCUGAGUGGGUGGGGCACAUGGGAGAAGGAAGAAUAUUAGCAAGAGACAUGGGAAGGUAGUGUGAAAGAGGAAUAAAUUAGAAAAAAGCAGAGUGGGUUGUUCAAAGUCAUAUAAUGCAAUAUCAAAACUGCCAUAAUAAAGCACAUAACUUUGUACGUUAACUUAAAAUUUCUUAAUGAAACAUUGUAUCUACAAAAAUGUGCAGUUACUAUAUGUCAAUUAAAAUAUUUUUCAACAGAAUAUAAAUCUUGUUUUUUUUUAAAUAUCAGGA
Rattus norvegicus (Norway rat) is the source of this 2978-nucleotide messenger RNA. The record is from RefSeq and is a predicted model, not a curated record. Lineage: Eukaryota; Metazoa; Chordata; Mammalia; Rodentia; Muridae.